GAGGGGGGAGGGGGAUGUUUGCCCGGAAACCAGGAAAGGGAAUAACACUUGAAAUGUAUAUAAGAAAUACUCAAGUUAAUAAAAAAAAAAAAAAAAAGCAGAGCUUUUUCUCUAAAACCAGGCAUAUGCUUUUGAGAUCUGUUAAUGGUCUGGGGCCAGGUCCUUUGGAGAGGGGUUGUCUCUGCUGCUUAGUUUCCAAAAAUUGCUACCACCUGGGACUGAAGACAUCAGUUCCAAAGUAGUGGAGGCGUGGUCUUUAAUGUUAAUGAGAUGGCCCUGUACUCCGUGAGCAACAUUGUUUGAUCUGGUCCCUCCUUAAUUUGUCCAUUGUAUGGUUGAUUCUGCUGACUUCAUGGAAAUCUCCCAUUUCUUUCCAUUUUCCUUGUAGGUAGUAGAAAUGCUGCUGUUCUUAAGAAGCUUCCUUAGCAGAAGCCUUAGCUCCUUGCUACCCCACCCCAGCUUUCAUACUUUCUAUCUCCUACUUUUUCUAUCUUUUACAUCCUCUGAAGCCUUCCACUUAGGAUUCUGUCCUUGAAGAAUGGCCCGCUCUUUCAGAGUAUUGGUGUAGUUAAGAAAUGAUUGGUGAAAUAUAUUUGCUAUGUAAAUCUCCUAACUUCCAAGUGGCUAAAACAAGUAGUCACCACUCUAUCCUUAAAUUGUUCAGAAUUAAAGUUAGGGUGUCUGUGAAUUGUUGUCUUUAUGCAGGUGAGAGCUAAAUGAGUCCAUUUGUGCAUUUGGGAAAGUGAGUCUUUUGUUUAUUCUCUGGGGAGUAUAGCUUUACCCUUGAGUGUGCCACUGCCCUUCCUCUUCUAAGCAAUUUGGGCCCUUUCUUCUGCUGUAUAUUCUAAAUGAGCCCAUCCUUUAGUCUAAUCCUGGUUCCCAGCAGGUGUCUCUUGCUGGCCCAAAACUGGGAUAGUCACUUGCAUAACCAUUUCUGGAGCCACCUGAUCUGCCUGGGUAUUGUUCAGUGCCACUGAGUCUCUUCCCAUCUGAUGUCUGGGGUAAUGAAUGCUCAUAGUUGUUACCUUCAUCAUGACAUCCAAGAGACCCACGAUUUUGGCUCUGAAAGACCCCCAGAGCAGGGAGACCCUCACUCAAGUCUCGAGAUGAUGCAACCCCCCAAGAACUCACGUGAGACCGUCCUUGCUGUAAUAAACAUGAGGUGUAUUGAUAGGAACCAGUGCACUGGGGUCGAGACUCAUAUCCCAUGCAGGGGCAGUGGAGUUCGACCCCGAGAUGCUGGGAGAAAGGGUAUUUAAAGGGAGAAACCACAACCCAAGGGGGCGGGGGUGGUGUCUUUGGAAAAUCACAAGAGGCUUCCUGUCAAGAUUGCUUAACUUCUUGUUCCCUUUAGUUCCUAGGAGAAGCUUCCUUCUUCUCAAGGUUGUUCUUUUAAGAUUUUAAUCUAACUUUAUGGUCAGCUAGUUCCUGGAAGAAGCUUCCUCUUAUCUUUACUAGGUUGGGAUCACCUAUCUAAGGGCCUUAUCUUAAACCCUUUAUCUGGAUCCUGGGAGAGCAGGCUCAAGAAAUGUGAAUCUUUACUUACUUACAGGUAGAGGGCAGGGUCUGGAAUUUGAGGUAUUUAGGGCUUCUUAGGGGUGAGAUUCCAUUUUUAAACUUCCGACUUUUUGGCCGUAUUUUUUAUUCUUUGAGCUUCUUUUUCUACCUUGGUAUAUAGCCCGGUGGUCGGGAGCUGUGGCAAAGGCAUCUGUGCUGAUGUGCUGAGGGAUAAAAUGCUAAAGAAUGGAAAGUUCCUACCUAUUUGAAGGCAGAUUGCUUGGGUGGGAUCUUGUGGUCUUUUCUGGAUGUCUUGAGGCAAAGUCAGCUUUAAGUCAUUGAGAUGCUCCUCAUUUAAGUUGAAAAGUUUUAACUCCCUAUAGACUGGACUUGAGUCACCCACCUACCUCCCACCCCCAAGAAAUGAAGUGUUUUAGCCUGCCAAGGGUGUAUUGGGGGGAGAGCCUUCUUUUAUAACAAUUAGAUGUCUGAGAACUGUCAUGGUGGGCACUUUCUUUGUACUCUAGCUUUAUCUCUUGGCUUACAAUGGAUUCUUGGAAGCAGAAGGGUAAGAAAGAGCAGAACACAGAUGAAACAAGAUUUGAGGAAAGAGAGCAAAGGAGCUGACUUGGAUUUGAUGUUUUCAGGAGAAACGUAGACUAGGUAGAAGGGCAUACAUGGAAAGAGAUUUCUGAGUGUCUUGCAGUUUAGUUCUACAUUCAAGCUUGUCAAUAUCUAUGUUACAUAUAGUUAAGAAAAUGAAGUUAGCUCACUAGGGUAGCAUGUCUUUACCAAACCUCCCACAGCAUUUGUUAUUAUUGGGAAUAUAUAUCAGAAAAUGUAAAAUGGUAAAGGCUAGAGAAAGUAACUUAUUUUAAUUCAAUUGCAUAAAAUCAAUUUUAAAUGAAAAUAUGGUAAAUACAGAGAUGGCUUAGUUAUGAGCAUUGGAUAUUGUUAUAGAUGACACAGGUUGCAUUCUCUAAAACCAUAUGGCAUUAAACCAGCUGCUGUAACUGUAGUCCCAAGGGAUCUAAUGCCUUCUUCUGACCACUGCAGGUGCUGCACACAAACAAGUGCCAGGAAAGCACUCAUAUACAUAAAAUAAAAAUAAGGUAUAAAAAAUGGAGUCUUCCACUGGAUGGAUUUGGCUCAUUGGUCAAAGAUCAAGUGACUAUCAGUGUGUGGGUUUACUUCUGCGUCUUCCAUUCUAUCCAUUCCUGCCUGUCUGUUCUCAUCACUCUUGCUUUGUAAUACUGCUUGAGGUCAGGGAUGAUGAUUCCCCCCAAAAUUGUUUUAUUGUUAGAAAUAGUUUUUGCUAGCAUAGGUUUUUUUGUUAUUCCAAAUGAAUUUGCAAAAUGCUCUAUCUAACUCUGCGAGUUGGAAUGUUGAUGGGGAUUGCAUAAAUCUGUAGUUUGCUUUUGGCAAGAUGGCCAUCUUUACUAUAUUAAUCUUGCCAAUUAAUCUAUGCCAGUCCAUGAGCAUAGGAGAUCUUUCCAAAUUCUGAGAUCUUCAGUUUCUUACUUCAGACUUGAAGUUCUUGUCAUACAGACGUUUCACUUGCUUGCUUAGAGUCACACCGAGGUAUCUUAUAUUAUUUGUGACUACUGCGAAGGGUUUCAUUUCCCUAAUUUCUUUCUCAGUCUGUUUUUCCCUUGUGUAAGGAAGGCUACUGAUUUGUUUGAGGUAACUUUAUACCCAGCCACUUUGCUGAAGCUAUUUAUCAGGUUUUGUAGUUCUCUGGUGGGUUUUUUGGCCUCACUUAAGUAUAUUAUUAUAUCUUCUGCAAAUAAUGAUAUUUUGACUUCUUCCUUUCCAAUUUCUAAUCCUUUGAUCUCCUUUUUUUUUGUCUCAUUGCUCUGGCUAGGACUUGAAGUACUAUAUACAAUAGGUAGGGAGAGAUAAGGCCACUUUGUCUAGUCCCUGAUUUUAGUGUGAUUGCAUCAAGUUUCCAUUUAGUUUGAUGUUGGCUACUGGUUUGCUGUAUAUUGCUUUUACUGUAUUUAGGUAUGGGCCUUGAACUCCUGAUCUUUCCAAGACUUUUAACAUGAAAGGGUGUUGAAUUUUGUCAAAUAUAUUAUAAGCAUCUAAUGAGAUGAUCUUUAGGUUGUUGUUGUUGGGUUUUUUUUGUUGUUGUUGUUGUUUUUUUUUUUUUUGAGUUUGUAUAUAUAGUGAUUUAUAUCCAAUGGAAAAAAAGAGAGCAUUUUCAACAAAAUGCUGGUUCAAAUGGUAGUCAGCAUGUACAAGAAUACAAACCAGUCCACUCUUAUCUCCUUGUAAAAUGCUCCAGUUGAAAUGGAUCAAGGAGGUCCACAUAAAACAAGAUACACUGAAACUAAUAGAAGAGAAAGUUGGGAAGAGCCUCGACCACAUGGGCACAGGGAGAGAUUUCCUGAACAAAACACCAGUGGCUUAUGCUCUAGAUCAACAUUUGACAAAUGGGACCUCAUAAUAUUCCAAAGCUUAUGUAAGGCAAAGAGCACUGUUAAUAGGACAAAACAGCAACCAACAGAUUGGGAAAAGAUCUUUACCAGACAUACAUUCCAUACAGGGCUAACAUAUCAUAUAUAAAAGAACUCAAGAAGGUAAACUCCAGAAAUCAAGUAACCCUAUUAAAAAGUGGGAUACAGAGCUAAACAAAGACUGCUCAACUGAGGAAUAUCAAAUGGCCGAGAAAGCACCAAAAGAAAUGUUCGGCAUCCUUAGUUAUCAAGGAAAUGCAAAUCAAAACAACCUUGAGAUUCUACCAAACACCAGUCAGGUUGGCUAAGAUCGAAAACUCAGGUGACAGCACAUGUCUUCGAGGCUGUAGAAAAAGAGGAACACUCCUCCAUUGCUGGUGGGAUUGCAAGCUGGGACAACCACUCUGGAAAUCAGUCUGGUGGUUCCUCAGAAAAUUGGACAUAGUAUUCCCUGAGUACCCAGCUAUACCACUUCUGUGUCUUUACCAAAAAGAUGUUCCAACAUAUAAAAAACACACAUGCUCCACUAUGUUCAUAACAGCCUUAUUUAUAAUAGCCAGAAGUUGAAAAGGACCCAGAUGUCUUCAACAGAGGAAUGGAUACAGAAAAUGUGGUAUAUUUACACAAUUGAGUAUAACUAAGCUAUUAAAACAAUGACUUUGGGAAAUACUUAGGCAAAUGGAUGGAACUAGAAAAUAUCAUCCUGAGUGAGGUAACCCAACCACAAAGGAACACACAUGGUAUGCACAAACUGAUAAGUGGAUAUUAGCCCAAAAGCUCAGAAUACCCACAAUACAAUUCACUGACUAUCUGAAGCUCAAGAAGGAGGAAGACCAAAGUGUGGAUGCUUCAGUCUUUCUUAGAAGAAAGAACAAAACACACAGGAGGAAAUAAGGAGACAAGGUAUGGAGCAGAGACUGAAGGAAAGGCCAUCCAGAGACUGACCCACCUGGGGAUCCAUCCCAUAUACAGUCACCAAACUCAGACAUUAUUGCAAAUGCUAAGAAGUGCUUGCUUACAGGAGCCUGAUAUAGCUGUCUCCUGAGAGGCUUGGCCAUAGCCUCACAAAUAUUGAGUUGGAGGCUCACAGCCAACUACUGUACUGGGUCCGGUGUCCCCAAUGGAGGAGUUAAAAAAACGAUUGGAGGAGCUGAAGGGGUUUGCAACCCCACAGGAAGAACAACAAUAUCAAUGGAGCAGACCCCCCCCCCCCAGAGCUCCCAGGGACUAAACACCCAACAAAAGUGUACACAUGGAGUGACCCUUUGCUUCAGCUACAUAUGUAGCAGAAAAUGGCCUUGUUGGACAUCAGUGGGAGGAGUGGCACUUGGGCCUGUGAAGGCUUGAUGAUUCAGUGUAGGGUAAUGCCAGGAAGGCAGGUGAGAAGGGUGGGUUUUUCAAGGCACCUCAGAGAAGCAGGGGAGGGGCUAUCUGAUAGGGGUCUUCUAAAGGGGAAAGCAGGAAAGGUGAUAACAUUUGAAGUGUCAAUAAAGACAAUAUCCUGUAAAAGAAAAGAAAAAAAAAUAUGGAAUCUUCUACAGAAGAUUCCUUGAGACACAGAGCAUUCAGGAUGAGGUAAAAUGUACUUCAGGUCAAAUGACUGCAGUCAGUUACUGAAACUGAAACAGGUGGACACUCUGAGGGAUUUUUCUUAUUGAAAUAUUUACUAUGGGAACCCAUCCCCCUUUUUUUGUGGAGGGAGCUCAUGAGUUGAUAAGAAAAAUCUUUAUCUAGGCCAUAUCUUCUGGUGGAAGCUUACGUAUGUAAGGAUGAAGAUAGUAACUAUUUUUCUUUUUCUUCCUGCCAUACUCUGGUAAGAGAGAUUACUUCAUUUUUCUAGCAUUAGAGGUUCCGUGUUAGGAAUUCUGGUACAUGCUGAAGACCAGCUGAGACAUAAAGACACGACUGUAUUCUUUUUUUUUUUUUUUUUUUGGUUCUUUUUUUCAGAGCUGGGGACUGAACCCAGGGCCUUGCGCUUCCUAGGCAAGCGCUCUACCACUGAGCUAAAUCCCCAACCCUGACACGACUGUAUUCUUGAACUUGCCAUUGUUGCAGUCAUUGUCUUACUCGUGGACAACAUUCCAUGAGACAUUUCUCUAUAUCCACUUCAUCCAUACAUAGAGAGAGCCAUGCUUUGGGUUCUGUUCAUCUGGAAAACCUCGGCUACUACAGAUAUGUGUUUUCACCUCCCACUGAGGAAGAUGUGCUGGCUACCAAUAGUGCUCCACUGUGGUUUGCAUCCACUUCCUGCUUUUUUCCCAGGGUUGUCUGGAUUCUCAUAUUGAAAGAGCAAGAUAAACUCCAUUUCUGGAGAAUCAUUUUGAAGAGAAAGAUAAACCCCAUUUAUCUCCACUGAGACAACCCUUUUGUAAGAGAGGCCUGAUGUAAAAAACAGCCAUAAAGCACGAGCUUAAGAAUUAGACAAUUAUUAAUAUAAAGUCCUGAGACACCAGCUCUAGGAACAGAUCAUAUAACCUAGAACAGAUUCAUAAAACCAUACCCCCAGAGACCAGCCAGGGGAUAACCACAAAAGAUGGGAAAUAUCUUUUCUCAGAAUAGACCAUCUGCACUGGGCAGCCCUAUUUCAUUAUAUGGUUAUAAGUUCUGAAAGGCCCCGGAAGCAGGGAGACCCUCACUCAGGUGUCGGGAUGAUGCGACCCCCCAAGAACUCACGUGAGACCGUCCUUGCUGUAAUAAACAUGAGGUGUAUUGAUAGGGACCAGUGCACUGGGGUCGAGACUCAUAUCCCACGCAGCGGCAGUGGAGUUCGACCCCGAGAGGCUGGCAGAAAGGGUAUUUAAAGGGAGAAACCACAACCCAGGGGCACAGGGAUGACGUCAUUGUAAUACCAGUGAAAUGUCACAAGGAGGAGCUUCCUGUUUCUCAAGAUUGUUCUCUAAGGGCCAUAUCUUUAGUCCUUUUAUCUAGCUCCUGGGAGAGCAGGCUCAAGAAAUUCGAAAUUUUACUCACAGGUAGAGGGCAGGGUCUGGAAUUUGAGGUAUUUAGGGCUUUUAUAAACUUCUGACUGCUUUGCUGCAUUUUUAUUCUUUCAGUUCAUGAGGAAGGCAUGCAGACCACUGACAAACUGUGACAAAUAGGGUCAUUUGUCUGGGGUUGCCAUUUCAAAUCAUGAUUGACCCCUGAAUGAUGAUUGUUUCUGUACAAUAACCCUCUUUGUUUUUGUAUACUAUCAGAGUCUGCGGUCUUCAACAAUUUUCAGACCCUUACAUCGUAUAGCAGAUGAAUAUUAGCUACAAUUUUCCUUAUGCAAAUGUGAAAUUACAGAAACAAACAUCAUAUUUUGUGUCCUAAAAGCUCUCUUUAAUUAUUAAUAUCCUUGGAACCAUUCUGCCAAGGGGUCAUGUAGUGAAAAUUGGACUUUAGAAGCUAUCCAUCUUGAUUCAAGGGGGUUUAGCAUGAGUGGAGGAGGAGGGGCAGGAAGAGGGUGGUAGAAAUGAAGAGGAAGGGGAAAAAGAACAAGAAGAGGAACAAAAAUGACAAGGAGUAGGAGAAAAAGAAGAUGAGUAAGAGGAGGAGAAGAAAUACACCAGGAAGAGGAGGAGCAGCACUAGGAAGAGGAAGAUGAGGACAAGGAGUAGAAGAAGGAGGGGAAUAAAUUCCUGCUUAGUGCUGGAAGACAGAAAGGUCGGCUAUUGGAGGACAGACAAAUGGGAUACUGAAACACAAAUCUUGCAGAUCUAAAAUGUGUCAUCUCCUAGAGUACAAUGAUGGGCCAGAAAACUUGCUACUCCAUGUCUUCAGCACACUCUAAUCCUAAUGGAGGUGCUCAUGUCACUCAAGAUUCACUGGCCAGUCAGGGCGUUUUUAAGGACCCUCCAAUCAGGAGAAAAGGAGUGUUCUUCCGGGUUCUUUUGUUCCUGCUGCAAGUUCCACUCUAUUACCGAGCAGGCUUGAGUGAUUGGUGUGACAUACUUUGAACUCUGCUGCUGAGUGCCUUACAGAACUGCCAACCCUGAACUACCAAGUCCAAUCAUGGUGAGCAUGUGACCACUGCCCCUAACCUGAAUUAGCAGUGGACUGAGAAGGGGGAGGCAGGGAGGUGGUCCUCCCAUGCAUGGGCUUGGUGGGAACUAGCAGCCAUCUUGUAGAUUCCGUGUGGUCCUGGCCAUUAGGUGUUCUCAUGUGUUCAGUUUGGGAGCUGUAUCUGUGCAAAGCCUUUGGAGCAAGGGGUUUCUGUUAGAAACAUCAUGGGCAGGAUGCCAAAUGCGGAGACCUAGCUUCUCGGUGUCCUCCAGAACUUGUCCCUUGCCAUUUAAAAUCAAUUUGGAGUGAAUUUUGUGGGUGUUAUUAACCACACCUCAAAGGCUGGGUAGCACUGGAAUUUAAUCUGUUAAGGGAACCGGAGAAUCUAUGAUGUAGGAUCUUCCAGUGCUUAGGAAAUAGAGGCACUGUGGAUUGCUCCGGUGCUGUUUGUAUUUUGAUGUUAAUUCCACUUUUCCCAGAGAGGCUGCCUAGGAUGAGGAGUAUUCACAUAUUCAGGUGUCUUUCGUUGGAAACUUCUCCCCAUUUUAACAUGUGAAAUAUAGGCUAGACCUGGUUAUUGGGCUGGGGAGUGGAAGGUGGAGCUGAAAAGCUUUAGGGAGGAGAGACGUGAGGGAAGAUGGGGAAGGAAAAUGGAAGUGAAGCAGGUGGCCUACAGCAUGUGUAUUGGUCCCCAGAGCAAUGGCCUUCCUUCUUCUUGAUUUAAGAUUCUAAAUUCUUAAGGUAAAGGGCAGUACCACAACUGAGUUUUAAAAUUACCUAUUUGAGUCAUGGACUGUACUGUGCAUUGCAGUAACAGGGAAAGGAUUUGUAUGUGGAGCAGGACUUCUGUCCUCAGAACAGUGCAGGAGGACCAGUGUCCUGUGUACAGUGCAGAGUGAAACAGGGUAGGCAACAGCUAGAUCACAGACUAAUUGAAGUUUAAAGCCUUCAUCUGCAGGGCUCACCUUUAUGAAUAAAGUCCUGCCUGACUUAGGGUGUGUGAUUUUGUAAUUUCCUAACGAGUGUUAAUUCAUACCUUUUAAUGUAAACACACAAGAUUGGUGGGUGAGACUCUGGGACCCACUCCUGGAAGACAGUCUUACAACACCUUCCAAGAUGUUCCACGAGUGGACAGUAGGAAGGAGAAAGGACCUUUCAUUAGUGUUUUCUGAGGUCUCUAUCCUUGGCGUGGGGCGGGGGUUGGGGGGUAACUACAAACAAAGAGGAUCCUGUGUAGGAAUUGACUUCACUGACAACUUCGUGUGGAAGUGUGGAUCACAGGAGACCUGUUUUGUCUCAGUUGCUUGACCAGCAUACCUCCAGUAGGGGAGAUACUAAGUUCCUAAGACUUAGCUGUGUGGUUCAAGCUAAUGAGGGAUAUGGGGAGGCUGAGCAGUCAGACACACCACUGGGAGAUAGCAAGCAGUGUCUUCUAGGAUUCCCCUUAGACACAUCCAUUAGGAAAUCUGAGGAAGAUCACAGUCCCACCGUGGUGAGUGUGAGGACCCCAGACCCCAGACCCCAGACCCCAGACGUGGAAGAGUACACUGGUGGAUCUAUCAGAGUCUAAUGUGUUAGACUACGAUGAGCUGUGAUCCACACUGUUUUGUUGGUAUAUGUGUUGAUCUGGGGAGAUGCACUGGGCUUUCUUUCCUCAGUGAGAGGGCAUUCCUUGAGGAGGGGAGAAUCUGGAUUUCUAGCCAUUGCUGUGUUGCUGCUACUCUCUCUAUGCAGUGCACACACUGAAGCUUCUAGUGUGUGGUACACGGACUUGUAGGGAAUAUUGAGGUCCAGUUUGUAGAAGUUCCAAAUGAAAUAACUCGACAAGUUCAGUAGGAGUGAAAUCAAAGUUUGUGGCUUAUCCAGAAAAAGGUGGUUUCAAAUGACCAUCAAGUGCUGAAAGGAAAUCAUAAAUUGAAAUGCAAGGAGAUUAUCACCUUUAAACAGAAGAUCCUUUCUAUGGACUUGAAAUCUUAGAAGAUGCCAUGAGAGUAACACGCUUUCCUACUAACCCUCCAAUUAAUGGAAGGAGUAGGCAAAGUGAUUCCUAGUCCCAGUAAAAGAUUCUACAACUGUUAUUCAUCUGUGAUGGGGUCCAGCCCAGUUUAGAAGCCAGACUCAACAAGACCACUUAUUUCUUGUGGGUUGGAAACAAGAAGGAUGCAAAGGUCAUGGAUGCUUGCUCUGUGGUUUCAAUUGAGCACUCUUCCAGCCAUCUGUGUCCUACAGAGUCAGAGCCCCAUUGAUGAGCCUGUUGAGUUCAUUACUUGAGGUCAUGAGGAUGAAGCUUCAGUAGUAUUUCCUGACCACAUGAUGUUGAGAUACAAAACAUGAGUCAUCUGCUAUGGAGAGCUGCAUACACAAUGUAGAAGUAACCAAAACAACAGCUAUGUUACAAGUUGCCCCUUAAAAUGUAAGCCACAUAUGUCUGAGACAGAGCCAUAAGACUUGCCUUUUGACCUGCAUGUUUCUCGCCUUGCUCAUCUACUGAUGUACCCAUCCCUGUUUAUUGGAAUGGGAAGUGAUAUUCUGUGGCAUUUUUUGUCUUUUAUUGUAUACUUUUUUGUUUACCUUUCAAAUGUUAUUCCCUUUCCAGAUUCCCGGACAUAAGCCCUCUAUCCUCCUCUCCUUCAAUAUAAGGGUGUUCCCCACCCCAACCACCCUCCCUUCCCACCCUCCUGACUUUCCCUUACACUGGGGAUCGGGUGUUCACCCUUCGUAGGACCAAGGGAUUUUCUUCCUAUUGUUGUCCAGCAAGGCCAUCCUCUGCUACAUUAUCAAGCUGGAGCCAUAGGUUAGUUCAUGUAUAGUCUUUGAUAGUGGUUUAGUCCCUGGGAACUCUGUUGUUGUUAUGGGGUGGCAAGCCCCUUCAGCGUUUUCAAUCCUUUCUCUAAUUCCUCCAACAGGGAUCCCAUUCUCAGUUCAAUGGUUUGCUGCUUGCAUUUGCCUCUGUAUUGGACAUGCUCUUGCUGUGCCUCUGAGGAGACAGCUAUAUUUGGCUCCUGUCAGCAUGCAGUUCUUAGCUUCAUUAAUCUUAUUUAGUUUUGUUGGAUAUAUAUGGCUCUGAAUGGCUGUUCCUUCUGUCUCUUCUCCAAACAUUUCUUCCAUAUACCCUCCUUUUAAGGAGUUAAGCAUCCACACUUUGCUUGUCCUUCUUAAACGUCAUGUGGUCUGUGGAUUGUAUCUUGGGUAAUCGAGCUUUUGGGCUAAUAUCCACUUAUCAGUGAGUGCAUACCAUGUGUAUUUUUCUGUGAUUGGGUUACUUCACUCAGGAUGAUAUUUUCUAGUUCAAUCCAUUUGCCUACAACUAUCAUGAAGUCAAUAUUUUGAUAGCUGAGUGGUACUCCAUUGGGUAGAUGUACCACAUUUUCUGUAUCCAUUCCUCUGUUGAAGGUCAUCUGGUUUCUUUCCAGCAUUUGCUAUGAUAAAUAAGACUGCUAUCAACAUAGUAGAGCAUGUGUCUUUUUCGUAUGUUGGAGCACCUUUUCUGUAUAUGCCCAGGAGAGGUAUACUGGGUCCAUACAUAGUGGAAUGACCAAUUUUCUGAGGACCUUUCAGAUUGAUUUCUAGCGUGUUUGUACCAGUUUGCAAUCCCACCAACCAUGGAGGAGUGUUCCUCUUUCUCCACAUCCUCGCCAGCAUUUGUGGUCACCUGAGGUUUUGAUCUUAGCCAUUCUGACUGGUGUGAAGUGGAAUCUUAGGGUUGUUUUGAUUUUCUUUUCCAUUAUGAGUAAGGAUUCCAAUGUGACUAAGCUGAGUAUUCUUUAUUCAGCUCUGUACUCCAUCUUUAAUAGGGUUAUUUGACUGCCUGGGGUCUAAUUUCUUGAAUUCUCUGUAUAUUUUGCAUAUUAGGCUAUCAGAUGUAGGAUUGGCAAAGAUCUUUUCCCAAUCUGUUGGUUGCCAUUUUGUCCUAUUGACAGUGUUCUUGCCUUACAUAAGCUUUGCAGUUUUAUGAGCCCCAUUUGUGGAUUCUUGAUCUUGGAGCUUAAGCCAUUGGUGUUUUGUUCAGGAAAUUUUCCCCAGUGCCCAUGUGAUUGAGACUCUUCCUCACUUUUUUCCUAUUUGUUUGAGUGUAUCUGGCUUUAUGUGGAGGUCCUUGAUCCACUUGGACUUAAGCUAUGGACAGGGUGAUAAGAAUGGUUCCAUUUGCAAUCCUGUACAUGCUGACCUCCAGUUGAACCAGCACAAAUUGUUAUAAAUGCUAUCUUUUUUUUCUAUUGAAUGGUUUUAGCUUUUUUGGCAAAGAUCUAGUGACCAUAGGUGUGUGGGUUCAUUUCUCGGGCUUCAGUUCUGUUCCAGUGAUCUACCUGCCUGUCUGUGUACCAAUUCCAUACAGUUUUUAUCGCUAUUGUUCUGUAAUACUGUUUGAAGUCAGAGAUGAUGAUUCCCACAGAAGUUCUUUCAUUGUUAAGGAUAGUUUUUGCUAUCCUGGGUUUUUUGUUAUUCCAAAUGAAUUUGCAAAUUGCUCUUUCUAACUCUAUGAAGAAUUGAGUUGGAAUUUUGAUGGGGAUUGCAUUCAAUCUGUAGAUUGCUUUUGGGAAGAUGGCCAUUUUUAACCUAUUAAUCUUUCCAAUCCAUGAGUACGGGAGAUCUUUCCAUCUUUUGAGAUCUUCUUCACUUUCUUUCUUUAGAGACUUGAAGUUCUUUCACUUGCUUGCUUAGAGUCACACCAAGGUAUUUUAUGUUAUUUGAGACUAUUGUGAAGGAAUGCCUUUAUCUAAUUUAUUUCUCAGCCUGUUUAUCCGUUGAGUAGAGGAAGGCUGCUGAUUUGUUUGAGUUACUUUUAUACCAAGCCACUUUGCUGAAGUUGUUUAUCAGGCUUAGUAGUUCUCUGGUGGAACUUUUGGGGUCACUAAAGUAUAUUAUCAUAUCAUCUGUAAAUAGUGAUAUUUUGACCUCUUCCUUUUCAAUUUGCAUUCCCCUGACCUCCUUUUGUUGUCCGAUAGCUCUGGCUAGGAGUUCGAAUAGUAUGUUGAACAGGUAGGGAGAGAUUGGGCAGCCUUGUCUAGUCCCCGAUUCUAGUGGGAUUUCUUCAAGUUUUCUCCAUUCAGUUUAAUGUUGGCUACUGGUUUGCUGUGUAUUGCUUGUACUAUGUUUAUGUAUGGGCCUUGAACUGCUGAUCUUUCUGGGACUUUUAUUGUGAAGGGGUGUUGAAUUUUCUCAAAUGCUUUCUGAGCAUCUAAUGAAAUGAUCAUGUAGUUUUUUUCUUUGAGUUUGUUUAUAUAGUGGAUUACGUUGAUGGUUUUCUGUAUGUUGAAACAUCCCUGCAUCCCUGGGAUGAAGCCUACUUUAUCAUGAUGGAUGAUCAUUUUGAUGUGUUCUUGGAUUAGGUUUGCAAGAAUUUUGUUGAAUAAUUUUGUGUCAAUAUUCACAAAGGAAAUUUGUCUGAAGUUCUCUUUCUUUGUUGGGUUUUUGUGUGGUUUGUGUCUGUUUGUUUGUAUUUUGUGGAAUAGUCUGGACAGUACUGGUACGAUAUCUUCUAUGAAGGUCUGAUAGAAUUCGGCAAUAAACCCAUCUGGUCCUGGGCUCUUUUUGGUUGGGAGACCUUUAAUGACUGCUGCUGUUUCUUUAGGAGGGAUAGGAUUGUUUAGAUGGUUUAGCUGAUGCUGAUUUAACUUUGGUAUGUGGUACUUGUCUAGAAAAUUGUCAAUUUCCUCCAGAUUAUCCAGUUUUGUUGAAUAUAGGCUUUUGUAGUGGGAUCUGAUGAUUAUUUUAAUUUCCUCAGAUUCUGUUGUUAUGUCUCCCUUUUCCUUUCUGAUGUUGUGAAUUUGGAUACACCCUCUGUGCCCUCUGGUUAGUCUGGCUAAGUGUUAAUCUGUCUUGUUGAUUUUCUCAAAGAACCAGCUCCUGAUUUUGUUGAUCUUUGUAUGGUCCUUUUCGUUUCUGCUUGGUUGAUUUCAGCCCUGAGUUUGAUUAUUUUCUGCCUUCUACUCCUCUUGGGUGUAUUUGCUUCCUUUUGUUCUAGAGCUUUUCUGUGUGCUGUCAAGCUGUUGAUUGAUGUAUGCUCUCUCCUAUUCCUUUUUGGAGGCACUCAGAGCUGUGAGUUUUCUCUUAGAACUGCUUUCAUAGUGUCCCGUAAGUUUGGAUAUGUUGUGCCUUCUUUUUCAUUAAUUUCUAAAAGGUCUUUUAUUUCUUUCUUUGUUUCUUCCUUGUUAUCAUUGAGUAGAGCUUUGUUCAACUUCCAUGUAUAUGUGGGCUUUCUGCCAUUAUUGUUGUUAUUGAAGACCCGCCUUAGUCUAUUGUGAUCUGAUUGGAUGCAUAGGAUUAUUUGAAUCUUUUUAUAUCUGUUGAAGUCUGUUUUGUGACUGAUUAUAUGGUCAGUUUUGGAGAAGGUACCAUGAGGUCCUGAGAUGAAGGUAUAGUCCUUUGUUUUAGGAUGAAAUGUUCUAUAAAUAUUUCUUAAGUCCUUUUGGCUCAUAACUUCUGUUAGUUUCUCUAUGUCUCUGUUUCAUUUGUAUUUCCAUGAUCUAUCCAUUGAUGAGAGUGGGGUUCUCCUACUAUUAUUGUGUGAGGUGCAAUGUAUGCUUUGAGCUUCAGUAAGUUUGUUUUUUUUUAAUAAGAAUGUAGGUGCCAUUGCAUUUGGAGCAUAGAUAUUUAGGAUUGAGAGUUUGUCUUGGUGGAUUUUUCCUUUGAUGAGUAUGAAGUUUUCUUCCUUAUUUUCUUUGAUAACUUUUGGUUGCAAGUCGAUUUUAUUCGACGUUACAAUGGCUGCUCCAGCUUGUUUCUUCAGAUCAAUUGCUUGGAAAGUUGUUUUCCCGCCUUUUAGUCUGAAGUAGUGUCUGUCUUUGUCUCUGAGUUGUGUUUCCUGUAUGUAGCAAAAUGCUGGGUCCUCUUUACAUAUCCAGUCUGUUAGUCUACAUCUUUUUAUUGGGGAGUUGAAUCGAUUGAUGUUAAACUAUAUUAAGGAAUAGUGAUUUAUGUUUCCUGUUAGUUUUGUUGUUAGAGGUGGAAUUAUGUUUGUUUGGUUCUCUUCUUUUGGGUUCAUUGCAUGAGAUUUUUCUAGGAUUUAGUUUUCUUCCAUGUUUUGGAAUUUUCCACAUAUUGUCUUUGUAUGGCUGUCUUUUUAGAAAGAAAUUGUGUAAAUUUCAUUUUGUAAUAGAAUAUCGUGGUUUCUCCAUCUAUAUUAAUUGAGAGUUUUGCUGGAUACAGUAGCAUGCACUGGCAUUUGUGUUCUCCUCCUGUUCUUAUGACAUCUGCCCAGGAUCUUCUGGCUUUCAUAGUCUCUGGUGAGAAGUCUGGUGUAAUUCUUAUAGGUCUGCCUUUAUAUGUUACUUGACCUUUUUUCCUUACUGCUUUUAAUAUUCUUUCUUUGUUGUGUGCAUUUGGUCUUUUAAGUAUAAUGUGACAAUAGCAAUUUCUUUUCUGGUCCAUCCUAUUUGGAGUUUUGUAGUCUUCUUGUAUAUUUAUGAGCAUCUCUUUCUUUAGGUAAGGGACGUUUUCACUAUAAUUUUGUUGAAGAUAUUUACUGGCUCUUUAAGUUUUAAGUCUUAAUUUUCUCCUAUACGUAUUGUCCUUAGGUUUGACCUUCUCAUUGUGUCCUAGAUUUCCUGGAUGUUUUGGAGUAGGAGAGUUUUGCAUUUUGUAAUGUAUUUGAUGGUUGUGUCAAUGUUUUCUAUGGUAUCUUCUGCCCCUGAGAUUCUCUCUUCUCUCUGUUGUAUUCCGAUGGUGACACUUGACACUUGCACCUACGACUCCUGAUCUCUUUCCUAGGUUUUCUAUCUCCAGGGUUAUCUCCCUUUGUGCUUUCUUUAUUGUUUCUAUUUCCAUUUUUAAAUCAUGGAUGGUUUGAUUCAAUUCCUUUACCUGUUUGGUUGUAUUUUCCUGUAAUUCUUGAAGGGAUUUUUGUGUUUCCUCUUUAAGGGCUUCUACUUGUUUACUUGUUCUGUGCUGUAUUUCUUUAAGGGAGUUAUUUAUGUUCUCCAUCAUCAUCGUAAAAUGUGAUUUUAAAUCCAAAUCUUGCUUUUCCAGUGUGUUUGGAAAUCCAGAGUUUGUUUUGCUCAGAGAACUGGGCUCUGAUGAAGCUAAGUUUUGGUUCCUGUUGAUAAGGAUCCUGUGCUGGUUGUCUCUGCUGUUAGCUUGUGUUGCUGUCUCUGACAGUAGCUUGACCCUCCUGUAGGCCUGUUUUCUUUCAGCUGAAUCUGGGAACAGAGACCUACUCCUGGGUUUGUUUGACCUGAAGCCUCCAGGUGGGUUGCUGGCACAGAAGUGUUGGUCUUACCUCUGCUCAUGGUGUGUAGGCUAUCCUGGUGACUGGCUUUCAGCUUUUGGCCCAAGCAGAAACCAGAAGUUUCCUGCCCCUGACUGCUUCUAGAUCCCUGUGCCCAAAGGGCACAGAUGGCUCUAAGAAAUUUCCUCUUGUGUGAAGAAUGUGGGCGGAAAGUAGUUGGUUCCCCUGAGUUCUCAGGAUUGUUUGCACUUCUGAGUGUCCAGUUUUCUCCCCUACAGUUUUGGGUAGAGGGAGCUAUGGGACCAGUUCAGUUCACCUCCAGGCUCCAUCAGAAACUGCUAGCAGGUUCCUGCCACUGACUGCAGCUCUAUUCCUGUAUCCAGAGUCUACUAUGCAAGUUCCCCUUGGGCCAUGAAUGUGAUCAGAAGUGGACAGAAGUGGCGGUCUCUCCUGAGGUCUCAGAUUUGUCCUCAUUUCUGGGAAUUUAUCUCUCUCCCCUACGGGAUUUAGGUGCUGGGACCUGUGGGAUUCAUUCAGUUCAGUUCCGGGCACAUCCAGAAACCAGAAGUGUCCUGUCCCAGAAUUCUUCUGCCAUGUGUGUCCUGAGGCCACCGGACAGGUUGCUUGGAACAGAAAAGUUGAUCUUACCUCUGCUCUCAGGUGUGACUCCUUGUGACUGCCUUUCAGCUCUGAGCACAGGCAGAAACUCGAAAGGUCCUGUCCCUGACUGCUCCUAGGUCCCUGUGCCCAGAGGGCACAGAUGUCACUAGGAGGUUUAAUCUUUGGUCAGAUAGGUGUGCAGUAAGUAGUUGUCUCCUGUGAGUUCUCGGGAUUGUCCACACUUCUGAGGGUCCAGCUGUCCCACCCACAAGAAUGGGGUGGAGGGAGCUCUGGUAUUGGUUCAGUUCAGUUCCAGUUCAGUUCAGGAAUCAGCAGGUUCCUGCCAGUGACCACUCCUAUAUUCCUGUAUCCAGGGGACACUAUGCAGGUUCCUUUUGGUUGAGGAAUGGGAACAGAAGUGGGCAGAAGUGGCGGUCUCCACUGAGGUCUCAGGAUUGUCCACACUUCUGGGAAUUCAGCUCUCUACCCCAUGGGAUUUGCCAUUUUAUGUGAUAAAGAUAUAACUUGCUUUCAGACUUUAGAGUAUGUGACAGUCUAAAGAUUGUCUUGAGGGUGGCAGGAGACUUUGGACAUUUGAACACUGUACAUGCUGUAACAGACUUUAAGGGUCCUUGAUGUUAGAUUAAAUGCAUUUUUGUCAUGGAAUGACCGUGAACCUAUAGAGAGCGUGGGCUAGCAUAGUUAGGUGGAUGAAAGAGCAUCCAGAUAGUAUGUUGACUUUAAACAUUUGUUUCUUGUUGGUGGACUUGUUGGUGAGAAUAUGUGGAGAAGGACUCCUACAAGAGGCAAUUCCUUAUUGGGAUGGGAUUUGAGUGUCUAUAGACUUAAUCAAUAUCCAUUUAUUUCUGCUAUUCUGUUUUCCUUGAAAUUCAUCCUUCAGCUUCCUCCACGUGUCCUUCCUUCCUGUCCUGCCUUCCUUUUAAUAGGCUCUGUCCUUAAAUCAUAUGAGAUACAGAAGAAGCAAUGCUAAGCUAUUUUGCUUAACUAAUGUUUUCAUAUUUUUCAAGUUUGGUUUUGUUUUUGAAGACAAUGUUUUUCUUUGUGGCCGUGGGUAUCCUUAAAGUAGGCCUAUAUGCUAGGCAGGCCUUGAAUGUAGGGAUCAAAUUGAUUCUGGGGUCUAGUGCUGGAAUCAAGUGUGGGCCAACAUGUCUGGCCUUUCUCUUUUAUUGAUAUACAUGGGCCUGGAAUGAAUGUGUCUUUAUAUGUCAAGCAUAUGCUUUUGUGCUGAACUUACCCCACAUUUUGAUUUUUGAAAUUUCUUAGUCAUUAUCAUUCUAUUUCCUAGGGUACCAUGUACUCAUAAUGUUAAUACUUCUGAGUCUUCUCAGUCAUUGCAGGGCAUUCACUGACCUUCUUUCUACCUGUUGUGUUUGUUGUGACUUUAUGUUAGAAAGACUAUGAGUCCUUUGCCUAUAUGCAUGAAUAUAUCCCUCAGGUGUGUCUAGUCCUCAGAGUAGCCAGACAAUGGUCUGACACCUGCUGAAAGUAGGAUAAUGGAUAGCUGUGAUCCUGCUGUAAAUACAAGCAGUUUACUUUACUUAUUUGUAGGACCUGCAAGAGCUCUUCCUGAAGCAUGUAACCUUUUCACUAUCCGGCCUUAAGUUCCUGACAGGUACACUUCCAGUCCCUGCCCUGGUUCCCUUGUAUGGGGGAACAGUGUCACACAAUAGAACACACACACACACACACACACACACACACACACACACACACACACAUACACACACACACACACACACACACACACACACACACUAAUAUGUUUAUCCUGACUUAUGUCUCAUCCAAGCUUCCCACAGCUAGUGUGUCCUCUCCGUUACUCUUUGCUCGACACUCUAUAUCUGCCCUUAGCUCAGUGGCCCAGUUACCUUUUCAUUACUCACCACCAUAAAACUACUCUCAGCCUAAUUGCAUUUCUAAUCUCCAACCUGGGGUUGCGGGCAAUGAACACUCCUCUGGACAUCUUACAUGGUUGUCGGCUCUCUCUCCAAAGCAAGACAAAUCUCUCUUUCCUGUCUCCUGCUUCUCUUUCCUCACCUUUGGGAACCUGGAAUUCUCACCUUUUCUACCCUUUCCAUUGGCUGCUGUCAAUGGAUCUUGAUCGAUCAAAAUCCAAUUAGAGAUAAGGAACUGCAUAAUUUACAUGCAGAUUCCCAGUCAAAGCAUGAGAACCAUGCCGUGUACUUCACUGCUGAGCCAUCUCUCCUGCACUGUGUUGUUUACAUCUAAUCAACUUUCAUAUAGCUAAGAUUUUCUUCUGCCUAAUUGUAAAGUUCUUUUUUUUUUCCCUCGGAGCUGAGGACCGAACCCAGGGUCUUGGGCUUGCUAGGCAAGCGCUCUACCACUGAGCUAAAUCACCAACCCCCUGCCUAAUUGGAAAUGUUUAAACAUAUAUUCCCUUUUGGUAAUAUCUUGUUAAUCUUACAAUUUGUACCUCUUCACCUCAGGUUUCUGGAAGAUGACUAUAGAACUGGAUUUUAUGUAUAAUGCUCUUAUAGAUUUAAGGAAAAACCUGAGGUCUUUCUAUAUUUCUGGUUUGGUUAGUCAAUUCUGGUAGAGGAUACAGGGUCUUACUAUGUACCUUUGGCUGUUCUAGAACUCAUUAUAUACCCCACACUGGCAUCCGACUCAAUGGGAUAAUUCUGCUUCUGUCUUUUUACUGCAGUGUUAAAGGCAUAGGACAAUAGACCCAGCUUUUAACUGAUUUUUACAGUCAAUAAUUGUUAGUGUUAAUACAAUUUCUUCCAUGUGUGGUAAGCACUAUUGAUCUUGUAGAGCUUAUGUCCACUUUCCAUAUGUAGGUGUCAUUUCACUAGAAAGGCUACAUCCUAUUGAACAGGCUGUGAAAUGACAGGGCUGAACCUCAUUAAUACAUUUCCUACAAGUAUGUAUUGGUAGUUACAGUAGAACUUUGGAGUCAAGAAAUAAGUCUGAUAGUCCCCAUAAUUAUAUGAACACAUUGUUUAUGAAGAAUACAUGCCCAAUGUUGUCUCUAUUGUGCUUUCUUUUGUACCCAUGUAUGGGAUACUCGAGAAGACAGUGACUUAUGAGGAUGUGCAUGUGAACUUCACUCAGGAAGAGUGGGCUUUGCUGGAUCCCUUCCAGAAGAAGCUCUACAAAGAUGUCAUGCUGGAGACCUACAAGAACCUCAAUGCUAUAGGCUUUAAUUGGGAAGAAAAAAAUAUUGAGGAACAUUGUCAAAGUUCUAGAAGACAGAGAAGGCAUGAAAGAAGUCAGAGUGCAGAGAUUCCCUCCGAAUAUACUCACUGUGGAAAACCCUUUGCUUUACAUGCUCAUAGUCAUGCUCAAAGGAAUGAAAGGAUCCAUUCAGAAAAGAAGCCCUCUGAAGUUAUUCAGUGUGUUGAAGCCUUUGCUCCUUACACAGUUCUCCAACUACAUAAAAGAACACAAGCUAGACAAAAACCUUAUGAAUGUAGUCAAUGUGGUAAAGUUUUUUCAAAUCACAGUAAACUUAAAAAGCAUGAAAGUCUUCAUACUGAAAAGAAACCCUACAAAUGUAAUGAAUGUGAUAAAGCCUUUUCACAACUCAGUAUACUCUACAGGCAUCAAAGAGUUCACACUGGAGAGAAACCCUACAAAUGCAAUGAAUGUGAUAAAGCCUUUUCACGACAUAGUAGACUCAAGAGGCAUAAUAGAGUUCAUACUGGAGAGAAACCCUACAAAUGUAAUGAAUGUGGUAAAGCCUUUUCACUACCAAGUAGACUCCAGAUGCAUAAUAGAGUUCAUACUGGAGAGAAACCCUACAAAUGUAAUGAAUGUGAUAAAGUCUUUUCAAUACACAGUUCCCUCCAGAGGCAUAAAAGAGUUCACACUGGAGAGAAACCCUACAAAUGUAAUGAAUGUGAUAAAGCCUUUUCAGUACACAGUAGACUCAAGAGGCAUAAUAGAGUUCAUACUGGAGAAAAACCCUACAAAUGUAAUGAAUGUGAUAAAGCCUUUUCAGUACACAGUAGACUCAAGAGGCAUAAUAGAGUUCAUACUGGAGAAAAACCCUACAAAUGUAAGGAAUGUGAUAAAGCAUUUUCAGAACAUGAUAGCCUCCAGACACAUAAAAGAGUUCACACUGGAGAGAAACCCUACAAAUGUAAUGAAUGUGAUAAAGCCUUUUCAGUACACAGUAGCCUCCAGAAGCAUAAAAGAGUUCACACUGGAGAAAAACCCUACAAAUGUAAGGAAUGUGAUAAAGCAUUUUCAGAACAUGAUAGCCUCCAGACACAUAAAAGAGUUCACACUGGAGAGAAACCCUACAAAUGUAAUGAAUGUGAUAAAGCCUUUUCAGUACACAGUAGCCUCCAGAAGCAUAAAAGAGUUCACACUGGAGAGAAACCCUACAAAUGUAAUGAAUGUGAUAAAGCCUUUUCAGAACACAGUAGCCUCCAGAAGCAUAAUAGAGUUCACACUGGAGAGAAACCCUACAAUUGUAAUGAAUGUGAUAAAGCUUUUUCAGACCACAAUAGCCUACGGACGCAUAAAAGAAUUCAUACAGGAGAGAAACCCUACAAAUGUAAUGAAUGUGAUAAAGCCUUUUCAGUACACAGUAGCCUACAGAAGCAUCAAAGAGUUCACACUGGAGAGAAACCCUACAAAUGUAAUGAAUGUGAUAAAGACUUUUCACGACACAGUCACCUCCAGACACAUAAAAGAGUUCACACUGGAGAGAAACCCUUCAAAUGUAAUGAAUGUGAUAAAGCAUUUUCACAACACGAUAUCCUCCAGAAGCAUAAAAGGGUUCACACUGGAGAGAAACCCUACAAAUGUAAUGAAUGUGAUAAAGACUUUUCACGACACGAUAUCCUCCAGAAGCAUAAAAGAGUUCACACUGGAGAGAAACCCUACAAAUGUAAUGAAUGUGAUAAAGCCUUUUCAGUACACAGUAGACUCCAGAAGCACAAAAGAGUUCACACUGGAGAGAAACCCUACAAAUGUAAUGAAUGUGACAAAGCCUUUUCAGACCACAGUAGCCUACGGAAGCAUAAAAAAAUUCAUACAGGAGAGAAACCCUACAAGUGGAAUGAAUGUGAUAAAACCUUUUUAUACCACACUAGCCUCCAGAUACAUAAAAGAGUUCAUACUGGAGAGAAACACUACAAAUGUCAUGAAUGUGAUAAAGCCUUUUCAUGACCCAAUAUCCUCUACAGGCAUAAAAGAGUUCAUACUGGGUAGAAACCCUACAAAUAUAAUGAAUGUGAUGAAGUCUUUUCAGACCACGGUAACAUUCAGAGGCAUAAAAGAAUUCACACUGAAGACAAACUCUACAAAUGCAGUGACUGUGGUGAAGCCUUUUCGCAACACAAUACACUCCUGAUACAUGAAAGGAUUCAUACUGGAGAGAAACCCUACAAAUGUAAGGAAUGUGAUAAAGCCUUUUCACGGCCCAGUAGACUACAGAUUCAUAAUAGAGUUCAUACUGGAGAGAAAGCCUACAUAUGUAAUGAAUGUGAUAACGCUUUUUCACAACCCAGUAGACUCCAGGUACAUAGAAGAAUUCAUACAGGAGCAAAACCCGUCAAAUGUAGUAAAUGUGUUAAACCCUUUUCACAACAAAAUAGUCUCUAGACACAUAGAGUUCAUACCAAAAGAAACCUUACAAAAGUAAGCAAUGUGAUAAAGCCUUUCGCAACACAGUAAACUGCAAAUACAUUAAAGAACAUACACAGGAGAGAUACCCUCCAAAUGUAACCAAUGUGACAAAGACUUUUCCCAACAUAAUAGUCUCCAAAUACAUAGAAAAAUACAUACUGGAGAGAAAGCCUAUAAUUUAAAAAUUGUGAUAGGGGUUGGGGAUUUAGCUCAGCGGUAGAGCGCUUGCCUGGCAAACGCAAGGCCCUGGGUUCGGUCCCCAGCUCCGAAAAAAAAAGAAAAAAAAAUAAAAAUUGUGAUAAAAGUUUUCCAAUCCA
Rattus norvegicus (Norway rat) is the source of this 22646-nucleotide messenger RNA. It is a transcript of the gene Zfp808, whose product is annotated as zinc finger protein 808. The record is from RefSeq and is a predicted model, not a curated record. Lineage: Eukaryota; Metazoa; Chordata; Mammalia; Rodentia; Muridae.